GACUACAGCAUUCAGGCUAAUUUAAGGGAAGAGGAGGCGGAGGAGGAGGAGGAGGAGGAGGAAUAGGAAGCUGAGCUGGUAGUUUGAGACAGGGAGGAAGGUGACUAAUAGUGAAUGUCACUCAGCCUACUGUAACUCGGUUGGUGGGAGGAGGAGUGGCGGCACAACCAGUGAACCGGCAUAUGUAUGCAGUAGUUGGUCUCACCCAGCCAGCAAAAAACUGUCUGUCUCUGUCAGAGAGUGUGUGUAUUGACACGUGGAGAAGCAGAUAUCUCUUGGAUACACUAUGUUGUCUUUGGGAUAGCUGGAGAGUUACCGAUUGCCAUCCACUUUCUCCAGCCACCAGACAUGUAGUCAGCAGCUGUAAGCAGAGCGUUUUCCUCUUUGUGAACUCUUUUCUUCUCAAACAGCUUCUUCUACCUCUCGGGCUGGACUGCGGUGCACUGACGUCGGCUCGCCCUCCCCUGCCCCCUCGCCCCCCAGCAAUGGCCUCACGCAUCGGGCUGCGGAUGCAGCUGAUGCGAGACCAGCUGCAUCAAGAGGAGCAGCGUGAGCGGCAGCAGCAGCAGCAACAAAAUGCAUUCCUGCAGCCCUACAUGCAACAGCAACGCAUGGCUGGGCCACCUGCACCCACCCCAGCCAUCAGCACCCCACAGCAUUACCAAAGCAUGCAGGUCCCCGUGGAGGUUCUUAAGGUACAGACCCACCUCGAGAAUCCUACAGACUACCACAUCCGUCAGUCUCGGAGGCAACAGGUGAAAGAAUACCUGUCUACCACCUAUGCCACCAAACAGACAGUCCACGCAGUAGCAGGACCCGUUCCACCCUCUCCUCCCACAAACAUGGGACCCACAGGGGGAUCAGCCUCUGCCCCCCCACCCCUCCAGUCCCCACACAUGCGCACCGAGCAACUCAUGUCUGGCAACAGUGCACCCAACAGCCCCAUGGCCAUGCUCAACAUCGGCUCCAGCCACGAGAAUGAGAUGGAUGAGGUUAUUGAUGACAUCAUCAGCAUGCAGUCCAAUUACGAUGAUAUUCAGGCAUACAUUGAUCCUGUCCACAUGCCCAACACACUCCCUCUGUCAAGCAGUCAUCUGGAUGUGUAUACAGGUCCUGGGAUGAAGGGGCCAGCCAUUGCUAUGACUAGUAACUCCUGUCCUGCCAACCUGACCAUCAAACGAGAACUGUCAGACACAGAAGCCCGUGCGCUGGCCAAGGAGAGACAGAAGAAAGACAACCACAAUCUGAUUGAAAGGAGGAGGAGGUUCAACAUCAAUGAUCGUAUCAAAGAGCUGGGCACCAUGAUCCCCAAAACCAAUGACCUUGUGUACAGUGAUGUGCGCUGGAACAAAGGCACUAUAUUGCGGGCGUCUGUCGAGUACAUCAAACGCAUGCAGAAGGAUGUGCAGAGGACCAGAGAGGUGGAAAACAACUUCAAAAGGAUGGAGAUGGCCAACAAACAGCUGUUGCUACGCAUCCAGGAGCUAGAGAUGCAGGCUCAACUGCAUGGGCUGCCCAGCACCUCUCCCUCUGGCCUGAACCCCGGUGACCUGAUGGCUCCUUAUAUAAAACAAGAGACCAGCCCAGAGGAGAAGCUUUCUCACCCCCAAGUACAAGCCCACCAGCAGUCCCAGCACCUACCCCAGAACCAGGCUCAGCCCCAGGCCCACCAGCACCACUUCCUCCCGCAAAACCACCUCCACCCUCAGGGGCAGGUUCAGCCCCAGGCCAGGCAGCUGCCACCGCUACCCCAGCACCUCCAGCCCCAGCCACCCAUCCAAUACCCAGCUGUAGGCAGCUCCCAGCCCUUUGACUUUGCCCAGUCGCUGGACUUGUGCGAUGGGAUACCUGGCUUCUCAGAUGGCAUGUCGGGGCUGGGUGACCUGGGUGGACUGGACGUCCAAGGGAGGAGAGGUGAGCUGGGCUUCCUAAUGAUGGAUGAGCCCUUGUCCCCAAUAGGCGGAGACCCACUGCUCUCUGCAAUGUCCCCUGAAGCCUCGGUCGACUCCAGCCGCAGAUCCAGCUUCAGCAUAGAGGAUGGAGACAUACUGUAGACACAUGCACACAUGCAUUCAUAGAAGCACAGGCAUGCACAUGCAGAGGUUUCACAGAGGGUGCAGUAAACAUGUAAAACAGCUUGAAAAGUGAGAAUACAUCAACACAAACUUUGACACAAUUACAGCACACACAGCGAAAGAAAUCAGCUACCAGACGUCACAAAUUCACCCAGCACAAACUCACAACAUGCUGCACAUACUAUACACAUCACACAGUUUGAAGGUACACCAUUGACACUCAUUUGUGGUACAAUUAUCUGUUAACAGGUUCAGACAAAAGAAGGUACACAGCUGUCAGACAGUUGAAAACAUUCUGUACAGUGCAACCAUUUGUGCACAUAGGCAAGUGUGCAUGAGAUAACUUGAGCAGCUUGAAACUUUGCCCAACAGACUGAGCAUUUACAAGGGGGUGAACCAACACUGCCAGGUCAGGAGUUAUAUAGCGCACUUGGCUUUGUUUCCAUAAAGGUGGCUCUGAAUCAUAAUUGAACAUAGGACAAAAACCAGCAGUUAAUUAGAUUGAAGUUAUCAGAUACAAGGACAACCGAGCACAUUGUCUCACUUGAUAGAGGACAAGUUAUUUUUCCCUUUACAUCAGCCUCUUUUAGCAACCAUAAAUGAUUGAAUGAACGAUAGUGAAUAAAAUGGAAAUAGCUUUAUGGUCCUGCAUGCAUAAUUUAUCUUAAGGGGAAACAGUCCAGUCAUAUUGUUCUGCUCCUCAAUCUGUUCUUCCACAGUUUUUCUUUGACCCUAAGUGCUUGCUGCUUGGUGUUUGACAAAGAUCUGUUUUCAUUCAUGCAUCUAGCCCACUUUUAAAUGUAACUACUGUCCCCUCACAAACACACACACACACACACACACUGCAGCCCCUCAGUUUCUACACCUGUAACACUUUAUACACUGUAAUGACGUUUAUCCGCAGACACUGUAAAGAGUGUUGACUUUGGAAAAAGAGUAAAGAAAGAAAAUCAUUUAAUGGUCUUCAAAAAACAGUGUCAUCCAAAUCUGUGAGGUGUCGAAAUACUCAGGUACUGUAACAGAAUACACAAGCAGGAUCGUUUUUUAAGUAGAAGCAGAUGUUAAACUGAACUGUGUCAGGGCCGUAACCCCUAUCAAUGUGCCUCUUGAUUUUUGCAGCUGCCGCUCCUCAAAGGUGUGUUUUUAUAGGUUAGAGGUCAUGACCAGGGUUUAGACUUAAUAUCAACUUCAGUUAUGCCUGUAAAUGCUUUAGAGUUGCCUUCUGUACCAGAUAUACCCUUAUUAAUGCAGGAGAUAAACAUUAAAUGUUUCUCUCACUUUGUAGGGCUUGUUCCAGAGGCCCAGAUGAAGGAAAGAGUGACAGGGUUUGUAGUAGUCUUCACUGUAAAAGCGUUAGCACACACUUGCAUGCAUUCACGCCCAGUUCUAAAACAGGCACAUUUUGAUCAUUUGGAUGCCUGCCCAGUACACACAUAUGCAUUGUUGUGCUCACACACAUACAUACACAUACAGUGCAGUGUGCCUUGAGGCUGCUCAAAUCAGCACAUAAACAAGUCUCCUGUGCUUCAGUGUCUCUCCCCUGACGAGUCGAGUGAAGCCACCGGCUGCAGAGGUAAACCACAGGCCUGCUGUUCAAACUGCCACAUAAAGGGAAUCCGUUAUCCCACUGGCUACUGUUGUCAGAGCAAUGGCUGGGGCAGGUUGAGGUGUAGCUAAGUUGUAUCUCUGCUGUGGUAGACCUGAGGCUUGGCUUUGAUUUGAUAUAGCUUAUGAUCAUUACUGAUAAAGGUAGGAAAAAAACUUUGAUGGUGAUUUUUUUUUAAAUUAAAAGAAGUGUUUGUUUUCUUUAUUAUAGUUUGUUGUUUAUUUUAUCUCCCAAAGCACUGGAAACUAUAUUAUUGUUUUGACUUUGUACAUGGAAGAAUUAUGAGAUAAGAUUUAUUUCAGACAUUUUAUGCCACUAAGCCACUUAAAUGUAUUUUAUUUGUAUUUGUUGUUUUAGUUUUAUUUCAGUUUUAUUCCAAAACUACCCUUUCUGCUCAAAGCCAUUUUCAGUAAGUACACUGUCAAGACCUUUAUGCCAUUAAUGUUUCACUGGGGAAUGAGUCAGGAGCCAUUUAUAACCUUCCAUAUUUCAAGUGACUUUAGAGAGAUGAAGAUAUUAUGUACAUUUAUGAUACCAUUUUUAUAUGAUUGGGAUUUUAUUUUUCUCUCUGUUUGAACAUUGAAAUUUGGAGUCAGACAUAGAUUAAAGGUGAUUCUUUGAUUUGAUUAAAUUCAAAUUGCUCAUUUUAUGAAUGUAAGGUUUACCAGUGGUUCUGGUCAGGCUGAAGCAGGUUGGCGUUUUUCGCCAUGUAUCCUUCCUCCCUGACUUUGGUUUCCUUGGAGACCAGAAAACGACUGACUUCACAUAAACUCUGAGCCGAGGAGUUGCAUCACUGACUCUGUGUUUGCCUUUGUCUGUCUGCCAGAGUUGUGCCUUUUCCCUAUCAGCUACAGUUUGACUAUUGUACUGUCACCUAGCCAACACUCCAAAGAGCUGCUCGGGCCUCCUCUUCUUCCACUAGAGGGCGCUCCUGCAGAGCAAACUGCACAGGGAAAAGUGGUUCUGAUUUUACUGAGAAUAUAAAAUGUUUUACCAGAAACCA
Molecule: messenger RNA, 4684 nt
Organism: Lates calcarifer (barramundi perch)
Lineage: Eukaryota; Metazoa; Chordata; Actinopteri; Centropomidae
Gene: tfeb
Product: transcription factor EB
Exons: 12
Coding region: 183-2054 (623 amino acids)
Biological process (GO): positive regulation of DNA-templated transcription; humoral immune response; regulation of transcription by RNA polymerase II
Cellular component (GO): nucleus
Molecular function (GO): DNA-binding transcription factor activity, RNA polymerase II-specific; RNA polymerase II cis-regulatory region sequence-specific DNA binding; protein dimerization activity
Source: RefSeq, a predicted model, not a curated record